CGCGGCAGCCAGUGUGCAGCCGCGGGCCGGAGGCGCGGUUCCUAGGCCUUAGAGCGCGGCGAGGCCCCUGGAGAGUCGGCGCUGCUCGCGGAGAGCUGCGAGGCCCGCCCCUACGCGGCGCGGAGGGCGCGGAGGAUAUCCCUGGUGAUCUCAGAAGAGUCCGUAUCAUGGAAUCAAUCUCUAUGAUGGGAAGCCCCAAGAGCCUUAGCGAAACGUUUUUGCCUAAUGGCAUAAAUGGUAUCAAAGAUGCAAGGAAGGUCACUGUAGGUGUAAUUGGAAGUGGGGAUUUUGCUAAAUCCCUGACCAUUCGACUUAUUAGAUGUGGCUAUCAUGUGGUCAUAGGAAGCAGAAAUCCUAAGUUUGCUUCUGAAUUUUUUCCUCAUGUAGUAGAUGUUACUCACCAUGAAGAUGCUCUAAUAAAAACAAACAUAAUAUUUGUUGCUAUACAUAGAGAACAUUACACCUCCCUGUGGGACCUGAGACAUCUGCUUGUGGGUAAAAUCCUGAUUGAUGUGAGCAAUAACAUGAGGAUAAACCAAUACCCAGAAUCCAAUGCAGAAUAUUUGGCUUCAUUAUUCCCGGACUCCUUGAUUGUGAAAGGAUUUAAUGUUAUCUCAGCUUGGGCACUUCAGUUAGGACCAAAGGAUGCCAGCCGACAAGUUUAUAUAUGCAGCAACAAUAUUCAAGCUCGACAACAGGUUAUUGAACUUGCCCGUCAGUUGAAUUUCAUUCCCGUUGACUUGGGAUCAUUAUCAUCAGCCAGGGAGAUUGAAAAUUUACCCCUGCGACUAUUUACUCUCUGGAGAGGGCCAGUGGUGGUAGCCAUAAGCCUGGCCACGUUUUUCUUUCUUUAUUCUUUUGUCAGAGAUGUGAUUUAUCCAUAUAUUAGAAACCAGCAGAGUGACUUUUACAAGAUUCCUAUUGAAAUUGUGAAUAAAACCUUGCCCAUAGUUGCCAUUACUUUGCUGUCCCUGGUGUACCUGGCAGGUCUCCUGGCAGCUGCCUAUCAGCUUUAUUAUGGCACCAAGUAUAGGAGAUUUCCACCUUGGUUGGAGACCUGGUUACAGUGUAGAAAACAGCUAGGAUUACUAAGCUUUUUCUUCGCUUCAGUCCAUGUUGCCUACAGCCUCUGCUUACCAAUGAGAAGGUCAGAAAGAUACUUGUUUCUCAACAUGGCUUAUCAGCAGGUUCAUGCAAAUAUUGAAAACUCUUGGAACGAGGAAGAAGUUUGGAGAGUUGAAAUGUAUAUUUCCUUUGGUAUAAUGAGCCUUGGCUUACUUUCCCUCCUGGCGGUCACCUCCAUCCCUUCAGUGAGCAAUGCUUUAAACUGGAGGGAAUUCAGUUUCAUUCAGUCUACACUUGGCUAUGUUGCUCUGCUCAUAAGUACUUUCCAUGUUUUAAUUUAUGGAUGGAAACGAGCUUUUGAAGAAGAGUACUACAGAUUUUAUACACCGCCAAACUUUGUUCUUGCUCUUGUUUUGCCCUCAAUUGUAAUUCUGGGUAAGAUCAUUUUACUCCUUCCAUGUAUAAGCCAAAAGCUAAAGAGAAUUAAAAAAGGCUGGGAAAAGAGCCAAUUUCUAGAAGAAGGUAUUGGAGGAGCAGUUCCUCAUCUCUCACCAGAGAGGGUUACAGUAAUGUGAUGAUAAAUGGUGCUCCCUGAUGCCAUAUAAAGUUCUCCUCAUGCCAUUAUUUUUAUGACUUCCUUUAUCUUCAGUUGCAAGUGCACUGUCAAACUGCUAUGGGCUGAUACCUCUUCAGUGAAAUCUCAGCUGAAUUAGUGGUAGAAUUUUCUUCAAAUUUGUUUUCACUAAUGUCACAUUUUGCCAAUAUGAGUUUUUAUAGUCAACUUAUUGUUGAAAUGUAGGUAUGUUUUGUUUUGUUUUGUACAAUCGUAAGGCUAUUGUUAUUUUAACAAACUUUAUUCCAUAAUC
Messenger RNA from Lagenorhynchus albirostris (white-beaked dolphin), 1931 nucleotides. RefSeq names its product STEAP2 metalloreductase (gene STEAP2). Gene Ontology annotation, cellular component: plasma membrane; endosome. Lineage: Eukaryota; Metazoa; Chordata; Mammalia; Artiodactyla; Delphinidae. The record is from RefSeq and is a predicted model, not a curated record. Gene Ontology annotation, molecular function: cupric reductase (NADH) activity; ferric-chelate reductase (NADPH) activity. Gene Ontology annotation, biological process: copper ion import. The transcript is spliced from 5 exons. The coding region runs from base 168 to 1640 and encodes 490 amino acids.